GUCACCGCCGCUCCGCCGCAGCCCCAGUGCAGACGGAGCCGCCCGGUCCCGGUGCCGCCCGGUCCCGCCGCGAUGCCCUCGGACCGGCCCUUCAAGCAGCGCCGCACCUUCGCGGAUCGUUGUAAAGAAGUGCAGCAGAUCCGAGAGCAGCAUCCAAACAAGAUCCCAGUCAUCAUUGAACGCUACAAAGGGGAGAAACAGCUGCCAGUGCUGGAUAAGACCAAGUUCCUUGUCCCAGACCAUGUCAACAUGAGUGAAUUGGUCAAAAUAAUCCGGCGCCGCUUGCAGCUGAACCCCACCCAGGCCUUCUUCCUGCUGGUGAACCAGCACAGCAUGGUCAGCGUGUCCACCCCCAUCUCGGAGAUCUACGAGCAGGAGAAGGACGAGGAUGGCUUCCUCUACAUGGUCUAUGCUUCCCAGGAGACCUUUGGCUUCUGAGGGCUGCUGACAGUCGGCUUGUGGAGACAGAUGAACUGUGGCACAGAGGCCCCUGGCCUCGGAGGACAACGCAGCCAGAGGCUCACGAGAGGGGGGCUGUGCUGACCCCCGUCCCCUCCCUCCCUCCCUGUCACCCUCCCUGUCACCCUCCCUGUCACCAAAGAGGCUCGUGGCGCGUGUUGGACUCGCACAACCCCUCCCCUGUGUAGGUCAGUCCCGCUCUCCCAGGCGCCCGCCCAGGCGUGUGACACCCCCAGCCAGCCCCGCAGACCCUGCUGGGGCCUGUCCCUCUGUCCCCGUUUCCCUCUGUCCCCCUGUCCCCGCGCUGCUCUCGCUGUGCUGUGUGUGCUCUGCUGCUGCCAGACCCGCUGGGCCGCUGUCACCCAGCACAGGGGGAGCCUCCUCUCCCCAAGCACUCACAAAGGGCAGGAGGUCUGCAGAAGCAGCUAACAGAUGUUACCAUUGCUCCCGAGUUUUAAUUGAUUUUAAUUACACCCAUAUCAGAUUCUUGGUGCUACUGAGUAGAUGUAGGCGUCUCUAUAGGACUGUGGAUAAUGUAUAUCCUUUAGAUUUAUUUUAUUGGUUUGUUUGUUUGGGUUUGUUUGUUUGGUUUGGUUUUUUUUAGGGAUAGAUUGGAAUGGGGAGAGGGGGAAACUUUCCUGUAUUCUGUAGGUAAUAAAUCAGGCUUCAUUGCACUUUAAAGCAUAGUAGAUGUCAGAGUGGAAUUUUCUUUUAAUUUAUACAGGUUUGCCAUCUAUAGUGCUGCUCCUCUGUUGACAGUUGUACCUAUAUUAUCUUGUUUCUUUGUUUUUUCUAAUAAAAUUGAUUUCCCUUC
This is a messenger RNA of Melozone crissalis (California towhee), 1273 nucleotides long. It is a transcript of the gene MAP1LC3A, whose product is annotated as microtubule associated protein 1 light chain 3 alpha. The record is from RefSeq and is a predicted model, not a curated record. Lineage: Eukaryota; Metazoa; Chordata; Aves; Passeriformes; Passerellidae. The transcript has 4 exons. Gene Ontology annotation, biological process: macroautophagy; autophagy of mitochondrion; autophagosome assembly. Gene Ontology annotation, molecular function: ubiquitin protein ligase binding. Gene Ontology annotation, cellular component: cytosol; autophagosome membrane; autophagosome. Bases 73 to 438 code for a protein of 121 amino acids.